UUGAUUUCAAGGUAAUCUACUCAUGUUCACAUACUGUACGUAUAUUCAUAUGUGGGUUCCUUCCGGUUUAAUCAUGUAGGAUUUAUUGCGGCCAGCACUAGCCAAAUGAACAACUAAAAUGAACAAGUCACUCAGAAAAAUGAAUCAUGACUCGAGUCAGUAAAAAGAGUCGUUCAAAAAGAACGAAUCGUUCGAGAACUGCACAUCACAACUGUGCAGUUAACGUGGCCUCAAUUUGAUGUUACUUUGUAACUAUAACAUUGCUAAGAUUCCUGCAAAAUUAUCUGCUUUUCAUAGACGAAGAAGUAUUCUUAGCGUGAUCAUUAAUAUAUAAACAUAAUUUCCCCCACAUAGGUAUUUCAUUUGGAACUAUAAGGACAUUUUGUAUAGAAACAGGUCUUGAAUUUUUAAGAACUGGUUCAAUAAUCAUAUCCUCCUGGUGAGUCAACAUUUUAAUGCAGAAGGAUUGUUACUCAAUUAUGAGGAAUUUUUAUCUCGUUACAAUAUCCCUGUAACACCUAGAGUUCGCCAUAGUCUUUGAUGCUAUUCCAUCUGGAACUCUCAUGUUAUUUAGAGGUGUAGCCAGACCUCACCUUCUUGACCUACCCUCACUUAAUCCAGUUAACUCUCCAAUAGGGAAAAUAUGUUUCUCCUUGCUCCCUCAGAACAACAGAUCUAUACGUGCUUUUUUCAAAGGGAUAUUGCAUCCAUUCCUUAUGUCACAAGUUACUGGAAUACAUUGGUCACUAAUAUAUGUUGGGGAAAAGUCUGGUUAUUACCACACAUGCUUGUUAACAAGGUCAAAGAGGUCUCUUUCAGAAUGAUCCAUAAGUAUUACCCUGUGAAUCAUUACCUGAAGAAAAUCAAAAAAGACAUUGAUUGUACUUUUUGUGUUGAGCAUCCAGAAACAGUUUCGCAUUUAUUUUGCCAUUGUCUACAUGUAAAACAAUUAUGGAAAGAUAUUCAGUUUUAUAAUUGUUAAUAUUCUUGAUUACUUUAAAAAAAAAAAUUUUUAUGGGAGAAUGUGCUGCUCUGUCUCCUUAACCAAAGAUAAAGAAAAAACAUUUUACAUCGUAAAUGUAAUUGUGCUAAUGUAAAAAUGUCAUAUUCAUAAAUGUAAAUUCACUGAUAAAAAAACACCCUUCCGUGUUUUCUAUAAGGAAUUCGAGCAGUACAUUAAGACCAUUCAACAUUAUUCUAAUAAGAAAGCUGUUAAAACAAUAAAUAUGUGUGUGUGUUUUUUUUGGUCUUUGUAUAAUCUGUAAUUUGUUGUACCCCCUAGCAUAUGUUAUCAUUGUCUAUGUGUGUACUUCUUGUAUGUAUACACACUAUUCUACGUUAGGAAAAAAAGAGUGCAGUUAAACUCGGUCUCGCGGUACUUUUUACCUCAGGUUGAACAAGGGGGUAGGUACGCUAGCUACCUAGUGGUUUUGUCUAUGACAAAAGUAUAUCAGAUGAACGUUAGCUACCUAUAAACACUUAUUUUAACAAUAAAUACAUACUUUUUAAAUAAUUGACAGUACUGUAAAGUUAGGUCGCUAGCUACUGGAAAUUAGCUAACGACAAACCAACAACGUUCACGAUGGCAGCUGGAAAGAUGUGUAGUAGGCCAAAAAAACAGGAGACAGCAGAGUGGACCAGUUUAUUUCAAAACGAACUGAAAACUGAAGAAAAGUCCCUGGUCUUUGUGAAGCGAAUGAUGGCCCUCGCCGUUUCUUCCAUCACAUAUCUCAGAGGAAUAUUCCCUGAGGACGCCUACAGAUCUCGAUAUCUAGAAGAUUUAUGCAUCAAAGUUUUACGAGAAGACUGCACAACACCUGGUGUCUGCAAAAUUGUAAAGUGGCUGAUGGGGUGCUUCGACGCAUUAGAGAGAGGAUAUCUUCAGGUUGUGUUCAUUGGGGUCUGCACCAAUCCAGAUAAUCCCAACUGCAUCAUCGAGUCAUACCAGUUCAAGUUCACAUACACAGACAAAGGACCACAGAUGGACAUUCUGAGAAACCAGAAUGUGGAGAUGCAGAUCACGAUGGAGGAUACCAAGAAGGCCUCUGUCCUCUUGAUCAGGAAGCUGUUUCUCCUCAUGCAGAACUUGGACGUGCUCCCCAAUGAUGUCUGCCUCACCAUGAAGCUCUACUACUUUGAUGACAUCACCCCUGCUGACUAUGAGCCUCCAGGUUUCAAGGAGGGGGUGAACGACAACCUGUGGUUCGAGGGCAUGGCGGUGCACUUCAGAGUGGGUGAGGUGCACACCCCUUUCCACGCCCUGAAGGUGAGGGUGGCGGCGGAGCAGGGCCGCGUGGAGAAGCUGCAAGAGGGGAACUACCUGAAGGAGAAUCAGGUCUCAACGGCUACGCAUAGGACUCUGCCAGGGCUGGCGCCAACUGGUGCACAGGAUCCUGACAAUGAGAGAUACAAAGAUGACUUUCCCUCUGAAGAUGAGUCUGCACAGUUCAAGAAACCCAAGAAACCUGUGGCAAAGAGUAAAGGUGCUGCCAAUAAACUGGCAAAGAAAAAAGGAAGAAAAGAGCAAUAAAAAUGUUUUGAUGAAGACAGCAAUGAAGACCCUGCUUUUUCAGCUUCCUGUCAGACACAGUAAACAUGAAUGUGGAUCGAGGAUGUAACUUCCUCAUUAGAUUACAAGGAUUUUACUCACCAAGCAUGUUUACAUGAAUGUUUCAUUUCUAUGCCUGUUUGAACAUUUUUAAAACCCGAGUAGUAAAGCCAGCCUUAAGGUAUUUAUUUUGCAGUUCAUUGCCUGUACAACACAUAAUAUAUAGCUACAAUAUCUUAGACAUUUCUAAUAUAUUUUCCCAUUCAUAGGAAAAUCAAUUCCAUUUGUUUUAUUGUAGCUGUAUAUUUUUUAUACUUUGUUCUUUAACUUUUAUUUUUUAUGAAAUUAAUUAAAAACUUAUGACAUGCUGGUUCCAUAUGUGAUGCCUGAAAUAUACAAUAUUGUAAGUAUGAUAUUUAUGGAAUUAAAGCUUUACUUCAAAAGCC
This is a messenger RNA of Oncorhynchus keta (chum salmon), 2994 nucleotides long. RefSeq names its product zebrafish testis-expressed 38 (gene zte38). The transcript is spliced from 12 exons. The record is from RefSeq and is a predicted model, not a curated record. Bases 1583 to 2530 code for a protein of 315 amino acids. NCBI's taxonomy places the organism in Eukaryota, Metazoa, Chordata, Actinopteri, Salmoniformes, Salmonidae.